CUUCUCAAAAGAGUGGCUCCGCAAUUCUCAAUUUGUAGUGCAUUGUGAGUUGUAUCAUUUUCUGUAACUGUUUGGCAUCCAUGAUGCAGUUGUAUCAAAACCAAACAUGGCUGAUUCAGGAGCUCUUGGACGAGGUGUAGUUUACUGGCUAAAGGUGACAUCUUGUAAGAUGAAGUAUGCCUUGAUACAAUUGAGCAAAGUGUGCUAAAGGGACCUGCUGCCAAUAUAGUUCCUGUCUUGCUUGGAGAGAGACUGCCAACAUUGUGAAAGAAGGAUGUAAUGUUCUCCCCUUUUAACUCCCACCUUGAUCUCUCUCAGGUUUCAAGAUGUAUAUCUUUUGGAGGCUAGUUCUUGUACAAGAGAGUGAACUGUGUAGAUAAUUUUGUUUUACAAAGCCAAAGUGAUACUGCUUUAUUUUUAAAAAAUAGGGAAGAAUUUUUGGUGUGAAAAUGUAAGGUUCAGUUGACAUUCUACUUCACAAGAAGCAUCUCAAAUUUCAGAAAGUGGAAUAUAUAAGAAAACAAGCGUGAAGAUGAUAGCACAUUGAAUGAAGGUGGAGCUGAGAUUUCUAUUUUAGGUACAAACUAAAAGAGAUUUGCUCAGAGUGGAGUCUAAGGUUCAGAUUUUGGAAUGAUUACCCCAUAUGCUGCACAGGUUGACUUAGAAAAGAUGUUGAGAAGCAAUGAGGAUAUAAACUGGGAAAUUGAUGUUUUGAGACCAUGUUGCACCCACUCUCCUAGUGUUGGUGCCAUGGCUUGUGAUGGACUUUGGAAGGUGUCGAUACCUAAGUAGUCGAAACCUAAUGACCAAAUGGAGGAAGAAAGAGUUGGUACUGUAGCAAAAUAUUGGCACCUAUUUCUUAAGGCUCAAGGAUCAUGUCUAGACCUCAGCUAAAGAGGGGCACUUGUGGUUUGUACAUGGUGUCAACACUCAGGACCCAAGUGUUGAGACCUUUAGUUGCUGACAGCCUUUUUAUGUAUGUUAUACUUGUACCCCAUAUAUUAUAUGUUGAUCAUCUUUAUACGGGAUGAUUUUGAUCUGG
This is a messenger RNA of Rubroshorea leprosula, 1042 nucleotides long. Lineage: Eukaryota; Viridiplantae; Streptophyta; Magnoliopsida; Malvales; Dipterocarpaceae. The record is from the annotation of a GenBank genome assembly.